Messenger RNA from Entelurus aequoreus (snake pipefish), 3601 nucleotides. RefSeq names its product ectonucleoside triphosphate diphosphohydrolase 7-like. The record is from RefSeq and is a predicted model, not a curated record. Bases 476 to 2269 code for a protein of 597 amino acids. Gene Ontology annotation, cellular component: membrane. Gene Ontology annotation, biological process: nucleoside diphosphate catabolic process. Lineage: Eukaryota; Metazoa; Chordata; Actinopteri; Syngnathiformes; Syngnathidae. The transcript is spliced from 14 exons. Gene Ontology annotation, molecular function: nucleoside diphosphate phosphatase activity.
GAUGUGACACGUUGUGUUGGAGCGAAGUUGAGUCUCCGUGUUUGUUAUUUUGUAGUUUUAUACAGUAUAGGCGACAGAUAUAAACCCUCGCUUACAUAAGUAUGCUCUUAGACAGCAGAUUUGCACUACGGCGGCCUCAUUUCCGACGGUACCUGAACGCAGCACUGCCAAUUCCGCCACGUACUCGAUGACGCAAUGACGUCGCACCGACCGGAAGAGGGACGUUUGCGGUCCUCUAUGGACGCCUUUCAUCGCCUUUUUUUUUAUUUUGUAAAACUACUCGCUCCUGCCGGCCAAUAAUUCACUUACUGUGUAUUUUCUUUUCAAAGGAACAACACACGUCACAGUUUGUCGUCAUGACAGAGGACCGGCUCCUUUAGGUACACGUCUCCAGGUGUGGGCGGGACCUAAGUAAGGCGAGCAGCGCCAUGAGGUGACGACCGUGACAGCGUGUGCUUUGCGCCUCUGUGGACACAUGGCAAGGAUCACUUUGUGGUGCCUGCCGGCGUCCUGGUACUGCAGCGUGGCCCCCAGACAGAAGCUGCUCCUCAUCCUGGCCACGUCUGCCCUGCUGCUCCUGGGGUCCUACCAGAAGCAUCUGUGGGGCCUCCAGAGGCCACACGGGGCCCGGGUCAGCAAGUACCUGUCCAGCGUGGAGUCCAUGGAGGCCACGGACGUCCUGGACCCCGCCCUCAACUACGGCGUGGUGGUGGACUGCGGCAGCAGCGGCUCCCGCGUCUUCGUCUACUAUUGGCCGCCGCACAACGGCAACGCCCACACGCUGCUGGACAUCCGCCAGAUGAGGGACCUCGACCGAAAACCCGUCGUCAAGAAGAUCAAACCAGGAAUCUCCACGCUGGCGACGGCGCCGACGCAGGCCAGCGACUAUCUGCAUCCUCUGCUCAGCUUCGCCGCCGCCCACGUGCCUAAAAGCAAGCACAAGGAGACGCCGCUCUACAUCCUGUGCACGGCGGGCAUGAGGCUGCUUCCUGACAGCCGACAGGCGGCCAUCUUGGAGGACCUGGUCACCGACGUGCCGCUGGACUUUGACUUCCUGUUCUCCCGCUCGCACGCCGAGGUCAUCUCGGGGAAGCAGGAAGGCGUCUACGCUUGGAUCGGCAUCAACUUCGUGUUGGGGCGCUUUGACCACGCCGACGAGGGCGAGGACGCCACAGUGGAGGUGACCACGGGCUCGCAGCACCAACGGCCAAUCAGCCGGCGCCGCACGGUGGGCAUCAUGGACAUGGGCGGAGCUUCUUUACAGAUCGCCUACGAGGUGCCCAGCGCUCUCAGCUUCAGCUCCCCGCAGGAGGAGGAGGCGGGUAAGAGCGUGCUGGCAGAGUUCAACCUGGGCUGUGACGUGGAGCACACCCAGCACGUGUACCGGGUCUACGUCACCACCUUCCUGGGCUACGGCGGCAACAUGGCCCGCCAGCGCUACGAGGACCACCUGCUCAACAGCACGCUGGCCCACAACAGGUUGCGGAGCACUCAGACGGGCGCGACGGAGGACACCCCCUACCUGGACCCCUGCCUGCCCUCGGCCUUGUCGGACCGGGUGGUGCGAGACAACCGCACGCUGCACCUGCGGGGUCAGGGCGACUGGGCCCGCUGUCUGGGCGCCAUCACGCCCUUCCUGGGCCUGCACAACGCCACCAUGUCGGCAGCGGGGGGCGUGUAUCAGGCGCCCAUCAACUUCAGCAACAGCGAGUUCUACGGCUUCUCCGAGUUCUACUACUGCAUGGAGGACGUGCUGCGCAUGGGCGGACAUUACGACAGCGCCAGAUACUCGCGCGCCGCCACGGACUUCUGCGCCACCAGGUGGUCGACGCUGAAACGACGUCUGGACAACAAGCUCUUCUCCCAGCAGGCGGACGUCAACAGACUCAAGUCUCAGUGCUUCAAGUCGGCCUGGAUGUACCAGGUGCUGCACGCCGGCUUCCGCUUCCCCGCCGACUACCGCAGCCUGAGGACGGCCCAGCUGGUCUACGACAAGGAGGUCCAGUGGACUCUGGGCGCCAUUUUGUUCAAGACCCGCUUCCUGCCUCUCAGAGACCUCCAGCAGGAGGCGCUGCGUCAGAACCAUCCUAGCUGGCUGCGCUCCUCCUUCCUGUACAACCACCACCUCUUGUCCCUCUGCAUCCUGGUGGUGCUGCUCGCCAUCCUGCUCUACAUCCUGCGCCUGCGACGCAUACACCAGCGUGAGCAGCGGCAGAUCGACGCCCUCGACCUCCUUUGGGCCGAGGAGGGCGAGACGCUCCUGGCGUGAGGACGCCAACGCAAGGACUUUGACGACCAUCAUCUACUAGUGAUGGUGACACCGAUGACAUCAUCUACUAGUGAUGGUGACACUGAUGACAUCAUCUACUAGUGAUGGUGACACUGAUGACAUCAUCUACUAGUGAUGGUGACACAGAUGACAUCAUCUACUAAUGAUGGUGACACCGAUGACAUCAUCUACUAGUGAUUGUGACACUGAUGACAUCUACUAGUGCUAGUGACACUGAUGACAUCAUUACUAGUGCUAGUGACACUGAUGACAUCUACUAGUGAUGGUGACACUGAUGACAUCAUUACUAGUGCACACUGAUGACAUCAUUACUAGUGCUAGUGACACUGAUGACAUCUAGUGAUGGUGACACUGAUGACAUCAUCUGCUCGUGAUGGUGACAUCAUCCUGCUAGUGAUGAUAUCAUCUGCUGGUGAUGACAUCUGCUAGUGAUGACUUUAUCUGCUAGUGACAAUGACAUCAUCUGCUUGUGACGACAUCAUCUGCUGGUGACAGUGACCUAAUCUGCUAGUGACGGUGACCUUAUCUGCUAGUGACCUCAUCUGCUAGUGAUGAUGACAUCAUCCUGCUAGUGAUAUCUGCUAGUGAUGACAUCAUCUUGCUAGUGAUGAUGACAUCUGCUAGGGAUGUUGACCUCAUCUGCUAGUGAUGACAUCAUCUGCUAGUGACAGUGACCUUUUCUGCUAGUGAAGGUGACAUCAUCAUGUUAGUGAUGGUAUCAUCUGCUGGUGAUGACAUCUGCUUGUGACGACAUCAUCUGCUAGUGAUGAUGACAUCAUCCUGCUAGUGAUGACAUCAUCUGCUAGUGACAGUGACCUUUUCUGCUAGUGAAGGUGACAUCAUCAUGCUAGUGAUGAUAUAGUCUACUGGUGAUGACAUCUGCUAGUGACGAUGACAUCAUCUGCUUGUGACGAUGACAUCAUCCUGCUGCCAUACUUGAAUGACCAAACUCAACAUUUGUGUUUACUACUGAAGUAAAAAAACAAAAAACGCUCCAAAGACUUUCUGUGGACAACUUUGAAUACUGUGAAGUCCUGCAGGACGCCCAAGAUGGCGGCAACUGGUCUGACUCCGCCUCCUUCCCGUCAGUCAAGUAGACUUCCUUACCAAACUCUCCACUGUUGUAAAGGGGACCAAAAUCUUGCAUUCAGACCACUUUUUAGCAAACUGAACACUGCAUAAAGGGGCGGAGCUAGCCACCGUGCAGUGUGUCGAUUGGUGGACAGAACGCUCACUUCCUGUCAUAAACAUUUCUUUCCUGCCGUCCUUUGACGUGAGCAAAGUGCAAUACAGAUUUCACAAUAAAAGUUG